AUGAAGAUAUUUUAUGUGGGGAAAGCAACAAAGAUCUUCAUUUUCAUAGUGACAGUGUUGGUGGUUUUGGGCCUCGUCUUGGGACUCGGGCUGUUUCGUCACGCCCUCCAAAAGUCUCACAAAUGUUCCGGCGACUCUUGCCCUUCUUCCAUUGUCUUCCCCACUCCUAAUACACCACCUUCCCCUCCCCCUCCCUUCAUUUGGUCUUCUAACCAGCCUCCCUCACCUGCGUCCAAUAACCCACCAACCGGCGACCUUACUCCUCCACCACCGCCUCCUAACACGAACCCAAAUCCCCCACCACAAUUUCCUCCUCCACCGCCUGCUUCAACUGCAGUCUUGGCUGCUCCACCCUACAGUCAACCCACUCCGGUACUGGUGGCUCCAGGUCCUGUGCAUGCUUAG
Gossypium raimondii (Peruvian cotton) is the source of this 405-nucleotide messenger RNA. RefSeq names its product extensin. NCBI's taxonomy places the organism in Eukaryota, Viridiplantae, Streptophyta, Magnoliopsida, Malvales, Malvaceae. The record is from RefSeq and is a predicted model, not a curated record. The transcript has a single exon. The coding region runs from base 1 to 405 and encodes 134 amino acids.